Linum tenue is the source of this 346-nucleotide messenger RNA. Lineage: Eukaryota; Viridiplantae; Streptophyta; Magnoliopsida; Malpighiales; Linaceae. The record is from the annotation of a GenBank genome assembly.
UUCGUAUAUUGAUAAAUUGACAAUCCAUAUCAACAAUAAUGGAGAAAUCUUAUUCCAAGUUCAUGUUGUAUGUCGUGCUUUUGAUUUUUGUUGUUUCUCAUGGGAACAAUAAACAAAUUGGAGCAGAAGGAAGAAAUGUAAGCAAACGUUGCCUAGGUCCAGAAGAUUGUGCUUCGUGGGGCCCUGAAUGUCAUUGUAACAUGGGGCUUCAUAUGUGUGUCUGCGAUGUCGAACAGAGUGUAAGCCCUAAUGUAAAUUUCAAGGGACUUGAAGAAGGAUAUUAAAAAUGAACAUGAAUAUCAUAUGAAUAAAACGAGUGGGAAUGAAUCAUGAGUGCUAAUGUGCA